Acanthocheilonema viteae is the source of this 1002-nucleotide messenger RNA. The record is from the annotation of a GenBank genome assembly. NCBI's taxonomy places the organism in Eukaryota, Metazoa, Nematoda, Chromadorea, Rhabditida, Onchocercidae.
AUGUUUGUGAAAAUCAGUUAUUCAUUGCUGAAGAAGCAAAUUUUUAGACGAAGUGAUAAAUUACCACAAUCAAGACCUUCGAUGGGUUGCAUCCGUGAACGACAAUUUUCAACGGAUUCUGUGAGUUCAAAAGGUGCCCCACAUAUUGAUGAUGCGAUUUUUGAUCUCUAUAAGAAUACGGAAACCGAAACAUUAUCAUCAUCUGGUUUAUUGAAGUUACUUUAUGAAACUGGAAUUAGACGUGAUGAUCCACGUUUAGCCAACUUUUUACAUGCAAUACGACAUGACGAACGAAAGCAGUCUGUUCCAGAUAUGACACCCACUGAAGUGAUUAAUGAAAACUUGGAUCGAGAAAGUUUCAAAAGAUAUGUCGGUGAUGCUAUCGGUAUCAUUGCCAAAGCAUUGAAAAAACAGCUCGUAAUUCCCGAUUGGCCAGCAUUUAUUGCAGUUACUGGUGAAAUUUUCGAAUCAUGCCGUAAUUUCAAUGAUGGAAAUGUAGCAACGUACAUUCCGCAACUGGCUAGAUCGGAUCCGAAACAUUGGGCCAUGUCGGUUUGUACCGUUGAUGGACAGCGUCGAUCAUGGGGUGCCACGCAGGUACCAUUCUGCUUGCAGAGUGUAUCAAAGCCUUUCACCUAUGCUAUUGCUAUGGAUGAACUUGGUGCAGAAGAGGUACAUAGAUAUAUUGGCCAAGAGCCAUCGGGUCGAUUAUUCAAUGAAAUUUGCCUAGAUCAUAACCAUAAACCACAUAAUCCAAUGAUCAAUGCUGGAGCUAUAUUAGUAGCAUCGUUGCUUAAACGGUCGAACUCUCUUGCCGAUCGUUUUGAUUUUGCGUUACAGUAUUUCAAACGGUUUGCUGCCGGAGGUUUCGUUGGCUUCAAUAAUGCCGUCUUUCUGUCUGAACGUGAAACGGCUGAUCGAAAUUAUGCGCUAUCGUACUAUAUGCGUGAACAUAAGUGCUUCCCGCCGAAGACUAGUUUACAAGUAAAUCCAGAUUACUGA